Myxozyma melibiosi is the source of this 1533-nucleotide messenger RNA. Its product is annotated as isocitrate dehydrogenase subunit 1. Gene Ontology annotation, biological process: tricarboxylic acid cycle; isocitrate metabolic process. The record is from RefSeq and is a predicted model, not a curated record. NCBI's taxonomy places the organism in Eukaryota, Fungi, Ascomycota, Lipomycetes, Lipomycetales, Lipomycetaceae. Gene Ontology annotation, molecular function: magnesium ion binding; NAD binding; isocitrate dehydrogenase (NAD+) activity. Gene Ontology annotation, cellular component: mitochondrion. The transcript is spliced from 3 exons. Bases 155 to 1273 code for a protein of 372 amino acids.
CAGCAGAGCCGGGCCGGUCGAGCCACAGCCAACCACGAGCGGGCAUCUUCUGUUUUCACCUGCCGGCUUUCUCUCCUCCUCCUCCUCUUCACCACCUCUUCGCCAACUUGCUGUCUGCUGCUGCCGUAAUACGCCCAAUUGACCCAAUUCCACAAUGCUGAGAUCCUCUGCUGCCAAGCUCUCGAGAUCCGCGAUCCCCCUCGUCGGUGCCCGCAACGCUACCUCCCUCGCCCCCACCUCCGACAUCUUCAAGCCGUUGAAGUACGGCGGAAAGUACACCGUCACCUUGAUUCCCGGCGACGGUAUCGGUGCCGAAGUCUCCGAGUCCGUCAAGACCAUCUUCAAGGCCGACAACGUCCCCGUCGAGUGGGAGCAGAUCGACGUCACCGGCGUCGGCAACUCCGAGGACGGCAUCCGCGAGUCCGUCCAGUCCCUCAAGAAAAACAAGGUCGGUCUCAAGGGAAUCCUCUUCACCCCCGUCGAGCGCUCGGGACACACCUCCUUCAACGUCGCCCUCCGCCAGGAACUCGACAUCUUUGCCUCCCUCGUUCUCAUCAAGAACAUCCCCGGCGUCGAGACCCGCCACAAGGGCAUCGACAUGUGUCUCAUCCGUGAAAACACCGAGGGCGAGUACUCCGGUCUCGAGCACCAGUCCGUCCCCGGCGUCGUCGAGUCGCUCAAAAUCAUCACAAAGUACAAGUCCGAGCGCAUCUCGCGCUUCGCCUUUGAGUUUGCCCUCAAGAACAACCGCAAGAAAGUCACCGUCGUCCACAAGGCAAACAUCAUGAAGCUCGCCGACGGUCUCUUCCGCCAGACCGUCAAGGACAUGGGCGCUGAGUAUCCCACCCUCACCACCAACGACAUGAUCGUCGACAACGCCUCCAUGCAGGCCGUCUCCUACCCGCAGCAGUUCGACGUCCUCGUCCUCCCCAACCUCUACGGCUCCAUCCUCUCCAACAUCGGCGCCGGUCUCGUCGGCGGCCCCGGCCUCGUCCCCGGCUGCAACAUCGGCCACGAAAUCGCCGUGUUUGAGCCCGGCUGCCGACACGUCGGUCUCGACAUCAAGGGCAGAAACCAGGCCAACCCGUCCGCCCUCCUGCUCUCCUCCUCCAUGAUGCUCCGCCACCUCGGCCUCGACGCCCACGCCGACCGCAUCUCCAAGGGUGUCUACGCCGUCCUCGCCGAGGGUAAGGUCAGAACCCCUGACCUCAAGGGCACCAACAGCACCUCCGAGUUCACCAAGGCCGUCCUCGACAAGAUGGAGACUUUGUAAUUCCCUCUCUGUUCUUCCGUCAUAGACUCGUCUUUCUUCCAUAAAUAAUGAACCAGAUCCGCAUGCUUGAUGCUGCGCAUUAGCAUGUCAUCCACGCUUCUUUAUUAUGUCAUUUUUCUCUAUCUUUUUCCUCCUAUUUUUGGCAAUGUUUUUCAUUUUAAUCUCAUGAUCCUCAUUUCUUUUAUUUUUAUUUCUUCUUCUUAUUUUAUCAUAAAUGCAAUUAUCUAAGAAAUGGUAGCAUACAUGAAUCGUAAUAGUAC